Messenger RNA from Panicum virgatum (switchgrass), 1508 nucleotides. RefSeq lists its product as uncharacterized. Bases 22 to 1176 code for a protein of 384 amino acids. The record is from RefSeq and is a predicted model, not a curated record. Gene Ontology annotation, molecular function: nucleic acid binding; zinc ion binding. NCBI's taxonomy places the organism in Eukaryota, Viridiplantae, Streptophyta, Magnoliopsida, Poales, Poaceae. The transcript has 2 exons.
AAUUGUAGUUGCAGCUGAACAAUGGGGGAAAAUCAGGGCAUUGAGCAGGUCCUAGGAAAACUGGUGGAACUGCUUACAACAAAGAAGGAUGAGGCUCCAUCUUCUAGCAAGGAAAUUGUGCCACACAUGGAUGCAGUCCAGAAGUUGGAAUUGCCACCAAUUGACAUCAAGUUGGAAGGCAUAAAAAAUUAUUUGGCUUGGUCUAGACGGGCAUUGUUGUUUUUGAAGGCUAAGAAGCUUGAGAGCUAUAUUAAUGGGGAAAUGGCCGAGCCAAAGGAUAAAUCAAGUAAUGAAUGGAAAAACUGGGAUGCUACUAACUCUCUGGUGGCUGUUUGGUUAUUAAGUUCAAUGUCUCCAACAAUUGCCGCAUCUGUAGAUACUAUCACUAGUGCUUCUGGAAUGUGGGAAGCUGUAUCAAAAAUGUACUCAGGCAGUGGGAAUGUUAUGUUAAUGGCAGAAACAGAAGAUAGAAUCUAUCAUCUGAAACAGGGAGAGUUGCCUCUAAUGGCUUAUGUUGCUGAGUUGAAGCGAUUAUGGGCUGAUCUAGAUCACUACGAGCCUAUUGAGUUACCACACCCAGAAUGUGUGGCAUGGGUGAAGAAGUAUGUGGAAAAAAGGAGAGUUCUUCAGUUUUUGAGAGGAUUAAGCUCAGAAUUUGAGGGAAGGCGUGCUGCUAUGUUCCAUCAAUCUAGUCUUCCUAGCCUGGAGGAAGCCAUAGCUGCUAUGGCACAAGAAGAGAGUAGGCUGAAAGUAAUGAAAGGGAAUGCUCCAUCUCUGCCUCAGCCAGCGUUUGUGGUGGCAGAAUCACAUGAAACCAGAAUAUGCUAUAAUUGUGGUGAGAGAGGUCAUCUGAGUCGUAUUUGCCCUCAACCACAAAGGUCUCAUCGUGGAAGGGGGAGAGGUAGUGAUAGAGGUACAUCGAGGGGAGGUGGAUACCGUGGGGGAAGGAGAGGCUAUAGAGCUAACUUUGCUAUGCCUGAGGAAACUGCAUCAGAUUUGGUCACAAUUCCAGUUGCAGAGUUAGAAGAGUUGAAGAAGCUAAGAGAGAACAAGAGUAACUCAAAAUAUGAUGAUCAAGGAGCAGUGUCAACCUCAUUUGGUAAUGUUGCCAAUCUUGUUCAUUCUGAUUCAGGAAAGGAAGACUGGAAAGAGACUUGGGACUGGAGUUCGAAAUAAUGGACUCUGGUUUCUUGAUAGAAGGAAGACCGAUGAAGCAAUAUGUCUAGCUCUCACAACAGUAGCUAGUGAAGAGGAGGCGAAGGUAAUGCUUUUGCACUGUCGGUUGGGGCAUAUAUCUUUUGAUGUUAUGAGUAGAAUGUUUCAUGAUGAAAUGUGCAAGGUAGACAAACGAAAAUUAGUAUGUGAUGCUUGUGAAUUUGGGAAACACACGAGAGCCUCCUACGUGAGUAGAGGACUACGGAGUGUGAAUCCUUUCAUGUUGAUCCACUCAGAUGUGUGGACUUCUCCUGUUGUUUCAGUGAGUGGAAUGAAAUAUUUUGUUACCUUCA